Molecule: messenger RNA, 8724 nt
Organism: Anopheles funestus (African malaria mosquito)
Lineage: Eukaryota; Metazoa; Arthropoda; Insecta; Diptera; Culicidae
Gene: sdk
Product: protein sidekick
Exons: 13
Coding region: 885-7889 (2334 amino acids)
Biological process (GO): cell-cell adhesion
Molecular function (GO): protein binding
Source: RefSeq, a predicted model, not a curated record
AGCAUAGCAUGCAUCAGCAUACGGAAACGUUCAGGUGGAUCAAACAAGCGUUAAUUCUGGAGAGAUGUGAAUUCUUUACUGUUUCUCGAAUAAACAGUUUUUAAUAUAGUGUCUUUUAUGUGUGCCUUACAUCCAAAAGGAACGAUGAGAUAAAAAAGGAAUUCAAGUCAUUUUUAUGUGAUCAUGUAUUUCCAUCUAUCAACUGUGCAGGUACGGAAUGGAAAGAAACAUGCAGGAAACCAAGCGUAGUUCGUGUGAAGUACAAACACAGCAAUCAAUCAGCUUGUGCGUAACACAAUCAAUCUUACUAUGGAGUAUGAAUGUUCAAAUCAACAGAUAGGCCAACUCUAGUUACACAUAGUUACAAAUUUGAGUUGUAAUCUUAAAGCUACUGCAUAAUUCGUGCAUCAGUGCUGAGAACAAUCUCCUAAUACAUAUGUGCGUGCAACACGGUAAGAAGGUCGGUUGGGGUUUCAAUGUGUACGUGCGUACGCUUCUAGCGACGCGUUGAUUUUUUAUGCGAAAGCGUGUGGCUGUGUAAGUGUAGUUUUGGUUAUAUCUAUCCGAUAUUGUGCCUUGAAAUAUAUUUUAUACGUCAAUUUACUCAAAUGAAGUAUACAGUGAUAAUUAAAUCAUAAAAAAUAACUCGUCUUUAACAUCACAUAACAAUUUGCUGCAGAAACAAAGACGUUUAACAAAGAAUAUAUACAUCGUACCAAGUGGUUUUUAGGCUUCCUGGUACAAGGUGGUUCCAGAGAAGUGCAUUACUUUCGUUGUUAAUUAUGACCAUGCAAGAACGUAUGACAGGUGGAAGACUAGUCUGGCUGUGGGUAAUCUGUGUGGUCAGCGACGCUUUAUAAAGAUCAACAUACAACACGAUACAAAUGGCAUCAAAUCUAACAGACGUUGAUUCUCGAUUGCGGAACAACGAACAACUACUUGUUAGAAUCAUAAGAACACGACCGAUACAAAAAAAUCUGUUCGUAAUAUUCCGCGUCGCAGUAAGAAAAAUUGGCUGGAAUAUGAAAACCAGCAACGAAGAAAUGCAUCAAUCAUGGAGACGGCGACGAGAUGGACAACGACAACCGGUAUGGAGUAACGGGCGUUCGCCACGGGUGACGAUGCUGGUGCACUUGCUGAUGCUAUUCUGUUUUCUGCGUUACCUGUCGGCUGCGACUGUGACUGGUUUUAGCAUGUUACCAGAUACCCAACUUCAAGCACCUCGAUUCACCACUCAACCGUCUUCGUCUGGUUCGAUCGUGAAUGAAGGUCGAACAAAAAUUCUUCAAUGUCACGCAUUAGGUUAUCCACAGCCUACAUAUCGUUGGAUCAAAGAUGGUAUCCCAGUAGGAAACUUCAGCAAUAGCCAGUAUCUGAAAAUAUUGAAUAUUACGCGUGCCAACGCCGGUUCAUACCAGUGCGAAGCAGCAAACAAAGCCGGGACCAUUUUUAGCGAAAAAAUCGACGUUGUUGUCGCCUAUAUGGGUUUAUUUGACGAUUUGUCCGAAAAAAUCGUAUCGGUAGAGUCCGGCUAUCCUGCAAUACUUAAUCUUUCAUACAUUGAAUCGGUCCCAGCACCCUCAGUGACAUGGCAAACAGAUGAAGGAUCGCUAGAGUAUAAUAUUAAGUUUGCCCAGACUUCCAGUAACCAAUUGAUUAUCUUGAGCGCCGACGAGGGAGAUAUCCGCGCAUAUCGAGCACGCGCCUUCAAUACUCAAAUUGGUCGCGAGGAAAGCACUGGAUUAGUGCGAUUAAAUGUAACUGGUAAUCCGUACUCCGAGAUCGCACCAGAGAUAAUUGUGCACCCGCAGAGCAUGAAGGUUGUGCGUGGCACUCAGACAGUCGAAUUAGAAUGCAUCGCCAACGCUCGUCCGCUACACGAGCUCGAAACCAUAUGGCUGAAGGAUGGUAUUCUGAUUGAGAAUACCGGUAUCCAUUACACGCAAACUGAUCCUUGGAAUCGCACUAUCACGCUGCUUCACGUGAACUUGACGCACACGGGUGAAUAUACGUGCCAAGUUCAGAUGCGCACGGGUGGUCAUCCGAUCGUGUUUUCCGUGGCGCAAGUUACUGUGCAGGAACCGCCUACGUUCGUGACACCGUUACGUACAGAAACAUUAGGCGAGUACGGAUCGCGAAUCGUAUUGGCUUGUGAUGUAAUCGGUGCACCACUGCCGAAAAUAAAAUGGUUCAAGAAUGCGCGUCCAAUCGAAUCAGCAACUGGGCGGUAUACCAUACAAGACGAUAAUUCCCUGGAAAUAUAUAAGUUGGGGAUAGAUGACACGGCUAUGUUCCAAUGUCUUGCUUCCAAUGAGGCUGGUGAAAAGUCGGCUUACACUUGGCUGAAGGUGAAAACCUCGACGCCAAUUAUGGAAAUGGCUCCUACAAAUCAGACGGUUCUUGAUGGAAAGGAUGCCACAAUGUAUUGUCAAGCAAUUGCAGCACCUACACCAAGUAUUUAUUGGAUUUACAAUGAUACAUAUCCUAUUGAAACAACUUCCAGAAUGCAGAUUUUAGAGUCAGGCGAUCUGUUAUUAUCAAACGUACGUGAAGCCGAUAGUGGGCUCUACACGUGUAUUAGAGAAAAUGAGGCUGGUCGUAUCACUGGUUCUGGAUAUUUAAACGUACUAGUUCGUACACAAAUUGUUCGUCCACCAGCAGAUACUACCGUUCUGCUUGGACAUUCGGCUACAUUGGAAUGUGGUGUCUCAAGCGAUCCAACAGUGCCGUAUAAUAUUGAUUGGUACCGGGAGCCCAAUCGACUACCCAUUAAAAACAGUCAACGCAUCGGCGUUAGAGGAGAUGGUACACUUGAAAUUACGGAAGUGCGUCCUUCAGAUGUUGGUCAAUAUUCAUGUAUCGUAACGUCUCCCGGUGGAAAUGAAACACGCUCAGCAAGAUUGAGCGUCAUUGAAUUACCAUUUGCACCGUCGAACGUGCAAGCUGUGCGACUUAACACUCCCCAAAACAGGGCAAUCAAUGUAUCGUGGACACACGGAUUUGAUGGAAAUAGCAAAAUUAUAAAGUUUAUUGUUCAGCGGCGUGAAGUACCAGAACUAGGUCCGCUUCCUGAUCCAUUGCUAAACUGGAUUACGGAGGCGGCCAACGUAUCCGCACAGGCAAAAUGGAUUUUUUUAACAAAUUUAAAGGCGGCAACGGCUUACCAAUUCCGAAUUAGCGCGGUCAAUCGAGUCGGUGAAGGUUCGCCUUCCGAACCGAGUAAUGUAGUGAAAUUACCACAAGAACCACCGUCAGGUCCACCAGUAGGAUUCGUUGGUUCGGCACGUUCAUCUACUGAAAUUAUUAUACAAUGGCAGCCACCCGUCGAAGAACAUCGGAACGGGCAAAUUCAUGGUUAUAUUAUUCGGUACCGUCUAUUCGGCUACAAUAAAAGCCCAUGGAAUUAUCGCAAUAUUACUAAUGAGGCGCAGCGUAAUUAUCUUAUUCAAGAGCUAAUCACAUGGAAGGACUACACUAUCGAGAUCGCUGCUUAUAAUAAUAUGGGUGUAGGUAACUACACAGACGGAGUGAAAAUCAAGACUAAAGAAGGUGUUCCAGAAGCACCACCGACGAAUGUACGUGCAGAAGCAAUCAAUUCGACAGCUAUCCGCAUUUGGUGGACCCCUCCCAAUCCGCAACAGAUUAAUGGUAUAAACCAGGGUUAUAAGCUGCAAGCCUGGCAUUUCGAAAAACUACCUCUGCAAUCUCCAGAUGUUGGGUCUACUGGCGGAAGUGUAUUAGGCGGCGAAAUAAAUGACGAUGGUAGGGAAUUAAUAGAAACGGAAAUGAAAACACUUACCGUACCACCGAAUUUAUUAGAUCCAUUGGCUGAACAAAGCGAAGUAUUACAUGGAUUGGAGAAAUAUACGGCCUAUAACAUUACUGUGCUGUGCUUUACCGAUCCAGGAGACGGUGAAAGAAGCAAGCCAGUACGAGUGCGUACGCUCGAAGAUGUUCCUGACGAAGUAAGUGCUUUGCAAUUUAGUGGAAUUUCAGAUCGUGAGGUUAGUGUGGCAUGGGAACCACCGCGACAUACCAAUGGAAUACUCAUUGGGUAUCAAGUUCGUUAUUAUGUAAAGGAUCAGCCCGAGACCGCACGCAAAGUAAACUUAACAGCAGAACAAACGCGGCUUAAAGUAACACAUUUGACAGCCACCACGCAUUAUACGUUCGAAGUUAAUGGAUGGACGAUUGUGGGGGCUGGUGCCUUGAAAGUAGCUACAAUUCAGUCUGGAAUUGAACCAGUUUUGCCUCACCCACCAUACCAGUUGGCACUAUCAAACAUCGAAGCGUUCUCUGUAGUGAUACAGUUCACACCAGGCUUCGACGGAAACUCAUCCAUCACCAGUUGGAUCGUCGAAGCCCAAACCGCUCGGAACCUGACCUGGUUUAUAGUGCACGAGCUUCACGAUCCAGAUGCUUCAACGGUUACUGUUUUGGGAUUAACUCCCUUCACUACAUAUCGAUUGCGCAUAACUGCUUGUAACGUCGUCGGUCGGUCGGAACCAUCAGAACCAACGAAAGAUUUCCAAACGAUCCAAGCACGCCCGAAACAUUCCCCGUUUAACGUGACAGUACGGGCAAUGAGCGCAACUGAAUUGCGUGUACGAUGGAUACCGUUGCAGCAAACUGAGUGGUUCGGUAAUCCGAGAGGUUAUAACAUCACCUAUCGGAACAUUCUUGAGAAUGAUUUAAAAGGGUUCUCUGAACCAAUCGCGAUAAGUACUGCAGAUGUAGGAAAAGGCACCUGGUCACCUGUAGGAGGUGCAGAAAGUGGCGGUUGGGGACGUAGUAUAUUAAUUGAGGAUCCUACUGCCAACUCACACGUUCUGGAUGGCCUAGAAGAGUGGUCAGUGUAUGAAAUCGCUAUGAAGGCUGUUAAUGAAGUAGGUGAGUCGAACGAUAGUCCACAUGCAUUUGAACGUACACGAGAGGCAGUACCAACGAUGGGACCGGCCGCAGUAGAAGCUAAUGCAACAUCGUCUACAACAAUAGUGGUACGUUGGACCGAAGUACCAAAUGUACAUCGAAAUGGCCAAAUUGAGGGUUACCGUGUUUACUAUGGUUCGGUAGCAGGUCGCACCCCUGUAUUGCAUAAAACAACCGCCAACAACUAUACCUUUACGACUACACUAACCGAGCUGAAGAAAUACGUUCAAUAUGACAUCCAGGUGCUGGCAUAUACCCGGCUCGGUGAUGGUGUGCUCAGUACGCCCCCUGUACGCAUUCAAACGUUUGAGGAUACACCGGGUGCACCGUCAAACGUAUCCUUUCCGGAUGUUUCUUUCAGUAUGGCGCGCAUUAUAUGGGAUGUGCCCGAGGAACCCAAUGGUGAAAUUUUAGCUUAUCGUGUAACGUAUUUAUUGAACGGAUCGCAAAAUUUAAAUUUCACACAAGAGUUUCCUCCAUCUGACCGAACGUUUCGUGCAACACAGCUCCUCGCCGAGCGUUACUAUUUGUUUAGCGUGACAGCUCAGACACGGCUGGGCUGGGGAAAGACAGCGACUGCCCUCGUUUAUACUACAAAUAAUCGUCAAAUACCUCAAUCGCCCUCAGCGCCACAAAUUUCACGCUCUCAGGUUCAAUCAGAACAGAUCACCUUUAGUUGGACACCAGGGCGCGAUGGAUUUGCUCCUCUUCGUUAUUAUUCGGUUCAAUUUCGCGAAAACGAAGCGUCUUGGACGUUAAUACCUGAACGUGUAGAUCCAGCAGUGACAUCGUACACGGCGAGUGGACUGAAACCACAUACAUAUUAUCAGUUUCGUAUACAAGCCACGAACGAUUUGGGUCCGUCUAGCUACAGUAAAGAGAGUAUUCAUAUUCGCACACUGCCAGCUGCCCCAUCCGAAGCCGUAACGGGUUUGAAAGUAGUUCCUAUUACCACUACGAGUGUACGUGUGCAAUGGGUAGCUUUGCGGUCCAGCGCAUGGAACGGUGAUGGUGAGACGGGUGGCUAUCGCAUCCUUUAUCAACCUUUAUCAGACUUUCCUUCCACGCUGCAGAGUACACCGAAGAUGGACGUACUUGGUGUUAAUGAAGUGUCGGCUAUUUUGUCUGACUUGACUCAGGAUCGUAAUUAUGAAAUCAUUUUGCAACCAUUCAAUUCACAAGGUUCAGGGCCACCAUCGCCUCCUGUUGCAGUGUAUGUCGGUGAAGCAGUGCCAAUUGGAGAACCGCUCAACAUAGAAGGCAAAGCAAUAUCGUCUACUGAAGUACGACUGCAUUGGAAUCCUCCACAACAAAACACUCAAAAUGGAGAACUAUUAGGGUAUAAGAUAUUUUAUCUUGUUACCGAUGCAUCAGCUCAAGACUUCGAUCCUGGCCCGUCAUCAUAUAUCGGUGGAGUAAAUAGUGGAAAUGAUGCCCGAAAUAAAACACCCGAAGAGGAGAUUGAAGUUGUACCGGCAUCAUAUACGACACACAAUCUCGUUUUUCUUGAUAAAUAUACUGAAUAUCGAAUUCAGAUAUUAGCGUUUAAUCCAGCUGGUGAUGGACCACGGUCUGCCCCUAUAAUCGUCAAAACCCUUGCCGGACUUCCUGGUCCUCCAACACGGUUACUCUUUACCGACAUCACAAUGAAUAGUUUGACGGUGAGCUGGGAUGUGCCACGUAGGCGCAACGGCCUCAUACUAGGCUAUAUUGUAGCUUAUGAAACAACUGAAGAUAAUGAAAAAUUUAGCAAACAAGUAAAACAAAAGGUCACUAGCACUAACUUAAUUGUGCAGAACUUGGAGGAAGAGGUUACGUAUACGUUUACAGUGCGCGCUCAAACCAUUGAGUAUGGUUCAGCUAUUAGCGGAAAUGUAACCACAGGACCGCAGGAAGGUUCACCUGGCUCACCUCGUGAACUAUUGCUCUCAAAAUCGCAGGCUAGCGUGCAGAUGCGCUGGAUCAACGGACAGUCAGGCAAAGGGCCGAUUAUAGGCUAUUACAUCGAAACAAAAAAGCGAGAUGAUCUCCGUUGGGAAACAGUAGCACGGACAACGAACGGCCCAAUACAAGAAUUUACCGUCAGUUUUCAAAAUCUUCUACCUUCGACUGCGUACAAAUUUCGUGUGAUCUCAUACAACCGUUAUGGCAUAAGUUGUCCAGUCUAUUCCGAUGAUGCAGUGCUUACUCCUUCGAAGCUGUAUUUGGAAUAUGGCUACCUUCAGCUGAAACCUUUUUAUCGUCAAACAUGGUUCAUGGUAGCACUAGCGGCUACAUCCAUCGUGAUAGUCAUUAUGGUCAUUGCCGUGUUGUGUGUGAAGAGCAAAAGUUAUAAAUACAAACAAGAAGUUCAGAAAACUCUGGAGGAAUCAAUUGCAAUGUCCAUCGACGAAAGACAAGAGCUGGCAUUGGAACUUUAUCGGUCUCGGCACGGUGUAUCGGCAAACGGUGGAGUAAACGGAGUCAACGGUGGCACUGGCCCAAUAAUUCAUAGCACUCUCGGACGCCGAACAGGUGCAAUACUGGGUAGAAAAGGUGGUGUUGGAGCAGGUUCCAGUACUGCAGCUGCAGCAGUUUCGUUGGGCAAGUCACCUCCGCGACCAUCACCCUCGUCUGUCGCUUAUCACAGUGAUGAAGAAAGCUUAAAAUGUUAUGACGAAAAUCCAGACGACAGCAGUGUUACGGAAAAGCCAUCUGAGGUGAGCUCCAGUGAUUCACAGGCAUCAGAAAGUGAAAACGAAAGUGUCCGAUCGGAUCCACACUCUUUCGUGAACCAUUAUGUCAACAAUGAUCUGCUGCGGCAAUCCUGGAAACGUCAAAAGCCAGUGCGCAAUUAUUCUAGCUACACUGACUCGGAUCCUGAAGGAUCGGCUGUUAUGAGCCUGAACGGAGGUCAAAUAAUUAUGAACAACAUGGCACGUUCACGUGCCCCAUUGCCUGGUUUCAGUUCCUUUGUGUGAGGAAUUUAUAAUGCAAACCGCAAUGUCUCAACAAUCAAAUGUCUUAUGGAAUCGAUAAGAUCAGAUCGAUAUAAACUGGCAAUAAUACUUACAACACAAUGCACUAAAAAAUGAGUCACUUUUUUACAUGUCUCAGAAGAAAUAAGCAGUGUUAUGAGAGUGUAUACGAGCUCAGAAUUUUUACGUUUAUAUUCUGUUUUGAUUCAAUUCUAAUUAUACCACAUGUAUCACUAAAAAGAGCCUGAACAUGUUACUUAUUUUUGGAGAAGUAUCACUCGGUAGCAUAAGUAGUGCUAGCUCAAACUAGCUCGAUAGUUUUGUAAGUUGACAAAAAUGUUAGCAUUUAGAAAUAUGUUAAAGACCCUUUUACCUAUCGUCUUUGUUAGGUAUUUAAACACAGCUAUUACUAUUGCUACCCUGAAUUAGGACGUGUAAUGAACUAUUAGGCGUUGAUGAAGCGAUAGCAAACUUAAUCAUCUUAGGUGCGAAGGGCGGAAACUCUUACAUACACAGAAAUGAUUUAUGUGAUAAUCGGAAUAUCUAAGAAAUCAAAGCUAUUAUGGAACUAGAUUUAGGCGCACCAUUCUUGGCAUUUGAGUAUUCCGUUUGCCGUUCCCACAGUCCAGGAUUAUCCGCCAUUAUAAGGUAUGUGGUGAGCCAAAGUGCUAGGUAAGCGUAUUUUGAAGCAUGUGCAGUUUAUUAACUAAGAACUAACUAUUAUUCGACUGAAGAGAUAUGUGUUUUAUUAUACUUUUCGAUUUUAUAUUUUUACAUUUACGCUAGUAUUUUCAAUGUAAGAAAAAGCCAUUUUCGUAAAUAAAAUAUACAAAAAUCA